This is a messenger RNA of Prinia subflava (tawny-flanked prinia), 6261 nucleotides long. It is a transcript of the gene TARBP1, whose product is annotated as TAR (HIV-1) RNA binding protein 1. Bases 1048 to 6048 code for a protein of 1666 amino acids. The transcript is spliced from 30 exons. Gene Ontology annotation, molecular function: RNA binding; tRNA (guanine) methyltransferase activity. Gene Ontology annotation, biological process: tRNA methylation. Lineage: Eukaryota; Metazoa; Chordata; Aves; Passeriformes; Cisticolidae. The record is from RefSeq and is a predicted model, not a curated record.
ACUAUAAGCAUUCUAUUUACAAAAGUACAUUGUAAUAAUUCCUCCUAUGAAAUAUGUUUCCAUGUGUGUGAUACAAAGUACUAAGUUUUACUUUACAUUUGAGUAAAAUGUAUAAUUUGAAGUGUUUUCUUGAGCUUUUACUAGAUUCUUUAAUUUAUGUGUAACAGAACGCACCCAGAACAGUAAGGCACAUGGAAAUCAUGUUAGCUGGAGAGUUUAAAGAAUUCCUUUCCACCUUCUUUUUCCAGACUAUAUUGCAUAUACAGUCACAGUACAGGCACAGUUCUAAUAGGAAGAUUCAGUGACUUUGCAAUCAGUAGGCUCUCAAAGAUAAAAAAAAAAAUCUGAAACAUUUGGAGAAAAUGAAUAGCCAGGAAGAGAAGAGACUGCUCAUGUGAUUUGGAGAGGAGUGAUUAGGUGGAACCUCACUUGGGAAACUUGCAGUAAGCCUUUCUUGUUCAUUAAACUCUAAGCAACUACAACUUGGCCAAAGAAAUGCCCACACCCAUUAGAAGCCACGUUGUGCUGUGCUGGGAUUUGCUAUCCAUUGCAUUCGCAGGAACAGAAGAUUCCACGUUUGCCUUUUCUUAUCACCACAUGUUCUAGAAGAGAGGUUCGCCACCACUUUUGAUGUGUAGAUCUCUAAGUUUUGGUUUUUUUUUUCAUGGGAAUUGUAAUCUCACAUGGUGAAUUUACACUUACUAGAAAUCACUUGAUUUUCUGAGCUGGGCUUUGGCUGCACCGGUACAUCCACCAGACAGGAGUCGUUCUCUGGCCUCAGUGCUGGUGGUCUGGGCCCUUCUAACAAGCCAACAGCACGGAGCCAGCAUGCAGGAAUGCCUCUGACCUGGGGCAGACAGAGGGCGUCCAGGCAAACCUCUGGUACACUGCUAUGAGAACAGCGACUGGUUUCAGCACUUUCUUUCGGCAUAAAUUCUUAGAACAAAUGUGACAGGUGGGAAAACUGGGCAUUUUGUGUUUUACUGCUGCCCGAUCUUGCUUUGUAAUGCGCAUGAAGGGUAGAGAGAGUUUUUGUGGCACACAAGGAUGGAACUUUACUCCCUCAAGCGAGAGUCUCGCACCUGGGAUAUCUCCCUUAGGCCUCCCGGGGUUGGCCAGGUUGUGUUCAGCAGCCACCACGGCUGGGAACCUCACGCAGGCGGGUCACGACCUAAGGAUGUAGAAUAUUUUACAGAGCCACACCAGUCAAUCACACGGCGUUUCGCCUCCCGCCGCGCCCCGCGGGCCCCGCCCGCCCGGCCUGCGCAGCCGCCGCUCCUCCCCGGCCCCCUCGCCAUGGAGGUGGUGCUGGCGGACGCGCUGCUGGCCCGCUGCGGGGACCGCGCCGCGCUGCUGCGGGCGCUCAGCGCGCCGCUCUCCGCCGAGCGGGCGGAGGCGCUGCGCCUGCUGCUGCAGCGCCUGGCGGCGGGCGGGCCGGCGGCGGCGGGCGAGGCGGAGGCGCUGCGGCGGGCGGCCUGGGAGGUGGCGCUGGAGCGGUGCCGGCCGCUGCUGCGGGGCGGGGAGGGCGCGGCGGGCGGCGGGGAGCGGCUGCGGGCGGCGCGGGCGGCGCGGGGCGCGCUGCGGCACUGCGUGCAGCUCUGCGGGGCGCCGCUGGCGGCGCGCCUCGCCCGCGACGCGCUGGCCGAGCUGGCGGCGGGCGGCGGGCCGGGCGCGGAGGAGGCGGCCGUGGAGGCGCUGGUGGCGGCGGCGCCGCGGCUGGAGGAGCCGGAGCUGCUGGCGCGGUGCGCGUCGGCGGCGCUGGCGCUGGUGCGGGAGGAGGGCGAGGGCGAGGCGGCGGCGGCGCUGGUGGCCGGGCGGCUGCUGCCGGCGCUGGGCGCGAACGGCGCGGCGCUGCCGCGCGUCUGGGAGGGGCUGCUGGGCGCGGGCGGGGCGCCGCGGGCCGGGCGGGCGCUGCUGGCGCUGAGCGCCCUGGCGGACGCGCUGCUGCCGCGGGGCCCCGCGGGGCCCGGGCUGGACGCGCGGCUGUGCCCGCGGUUCUGGCGGCUGGUGCAGGAGGGCCUGACGGAGCGGGACGGGCUGUGCCGCAAGCGGGCCCGCUACCUGCUGAAGCGAGCGCUGGACCUGAGCGGCGGCCAGCGCGCCGAGCUGCGCUGCCCCCCGGACGGCGAACACGAAUCGAGCCUGUUUUGGUGGUCCGCUGAGAAGAACGAGCAACUCCUACAGUUUUGGGAAACUUAUAUUUUAAUAAUGGAAACUUUGGAAGGAAACCAGAUCCACGUCAUAAAGCCAGUAUUACCAAAACUGAACAGUUUAUACGAGCUUGCCUUAUCAGGGGAUAAAGAUUGUUGGCUGUUUCACCCAUCGUGGCAUGUGUGCAUUUAUAGAAGAAUGUUUGAAAGUGAGAAUAAAACAUUGAUAAAGGAAGGAAUUCUUCAUUUUUUUGAGCUUUAUGAAACAAAACAUCUUCCAAAUUCGCUCGGUUUCUCAGAGUUUGUUAUUGGACCACUAAUGGAUGCCCUCUCAGAAAGUUCCCUCUACAGCAGGACAGCAGGUCAAUCAAUAGGAGCCUGUCCUCCUUUGGGAAUGAGGUUACAGAAGUUUUUGGCUACUUAUCUCGCUCUUCUUCCAGAAGAAGAAAAAGGUAGCUUCCUCUUAAAAUUUAUUCAGAAGAUGACAAGUAGGCAUUGGUGUGCUGUUCCUAUUUUGUUUCUUUCUAUGGCUUUGGCAUCGAUCCCUGCAUGUAAAGUACUUGGUGCUGAAGGACUUCAUGCUUUAAGGGAUGUCCUCCAGUGUACUAUGAUUACACAUCAGAUUCUGUUGCGUGGUGCUGCUCAGUGCUAUCUUCUUCAAACAACUAUGCAUUUGACAGAUGUGGAGAAAGUGUCCUUCCCAGAAGUUUCAAGCUUUCUUCUGUCCCUUAGACCAGAGGAGUCCCUAAGGAGAGAUACUUUGUUAUGGACAGAGCUUUGCAGUUGGUUGCAAGUGAAUGACAGGUGCUUCAGGAAGUCUGUGACCUCUGAUUCUGAGCAUCAGGAGACAUCAUCUUUAUGUCAGUAUGUGCGCAGUCUUGUGGGAGAGUACCUUAAGACACCUGCAUCUGAAAGAGAGAAUUGCUUUAUGCCUGACUGGUUUGAAGCUAAGCUUGUCUCAACAAUGAUUCUGUUGGCUGCUGACGUGGAGCAGAUGAAGAAUAAGUACAGUGGAAAAAGCAACAUAGAGUGGAUUGAACUAGAGGCUUUCUUGAACCCUCUUCUGGAUGUCUUGAUGAAACUUGGCAGUAAUGCUUACAUACCAACACUGAAAACAGAUAAAAGCCUUCAGCUUCUCUUGAAGUUAUUGCAGACCCGUUGGUUAAAAUGUCCCAGUACACGAGAUGAUGAAGUACUGUUCUUUAUCUGGAAAUCUCUUGUGAUCCCUGUGGAGAGUAUUCUUGAAUUCGUUCUCCGACGACUUACUACCAAUGAGUUAUGCACUGUUGGUGACCUGGAGCGUUGUGAUCUGUACUUGGCUUUAAUUCCAGAGAUAGUGAACUUGUGCUUGAAAGUCAACUGGAAGAAAAUGACAUCUGUCAAGAAUUUCCUUUCAUCCCUGAUCAAUGCAUCCAUUCGUAAUCUUCAGGAGAGAAAUUCUGAAAAGGAGCCGAAGGUUAAGGAACAAAUUAGAAGAGUGGCUAGCAUGGCUUCACUGGCAGCUGUGUGUGAGAUCGUGGAUGGGAAGCUGGAAGCGCACCUGGAAUCCCUGCCUUCUGUGGAUGCUCUGAAGAAAUUCAUUUCCUUUUCUGGAUUCAAUGAAGUGUUAAAGAAGCCAUCUUAUACUGAAGAAAAAAAUAGCUUAUGUGAAGAAACGACAUCUCAAGGAUGGGGGAAAAUUGUUGCACGCUAUGUUCGUGACCAAUGGAUUUGCCUCCGUUUUGUUUUAAAUUCAUUUGCAACACUGGCUCAGGGCUAUGAAGAAACUUCAGUAAUGUCACUGUCUACAGUUGAAAGGUCAAAAGAAAUUCUACAAUCUGCAUUAGAAGCCCUAUCUAUUCUUCCUUCAGACCAAGUUUUGCCUGUGUUUGACUGCAUGAAAGUCCUUGUUCCCAAGCUUCUGGGCUCAUCAGAGGCUCUCUGCAUAGAAGCAUUUGAUUUGGCUUGGAAAAUUAUAUCCUCUUUGAGCAACACACAGCUAAUAUUUUGGACUAAUCUAAAAGCUUUUGUUCAAUUCAUCUUUGAUACUGAGGUUCUAGCUGUUGCUGCAAGUGCAAAAGGUCAAGCAUAUACCAAAAUAAAAGAGAUAAUUUUCAAGCUCAUAGAUCUGUCCACUACAAAGACUGGAGUCUUCAAUGUAGUCCUUAGUCAUUGUUGUCAGUCUUGGAUAUUUCCCACUGUUGAUGAGAGAAGUGCCUUGACAAAUGCUUUCUUAAAUGCUGGAAAUUAUAGUGAACUUAUCACUGAGGCUUGUGUCUUUGGAACUGUAUUUAGGAAAGAUCAAAGACACAUUCAAGAUGUGCAUGCCUUCAUAGAAAAUCUUGGAGAAAAAUGUGCAGCAAAUGUUGUUACAGAAAGUACAAAUCGAGAUGAUCACUAUGUUCGCAUUUGCGCUGUUAAAUUUCUGUGCUUGUUGGAUGGAUCAAAUAUCUUACAUAAAACAUUUAUGGAAGACAUUUUCAUCAAACUACUCGAUAAGGAUGAACUGGCUUCCAGAUCCAGAACACGCUAUUAUGCAAACUCUUUGCAGCAUAGAAUUAAAAACCGGGUGUGGCAAACACUCUUAGUUCUUCUCCCAAAGCUUAAUUGGAAUUUUUUGUGUGGAACUCUUGACAGAGUUUUUCAGGCUGGAUUCAGUAAUAAUCAAGCAUCUGUGAAAUACUUCAUAGAAUGGAUUGUUAUCUUGAGUCUACAUAAAUAUCCCCAAUUCCUUGAUAAAUUCUGGGAUUGCUUUUGCUAUGAUGAAGAAAAGCUUAAAAAAAGCAUCUGCACAUUUUUAUCAGUGUUGGCCCACUUUGAUAUCAUUCUUCAAAAUACCUCAGAGAAGAAGCCAGCCCUGAAGAAAGGCCUCAUAGUUGUUCUGCAGUGGUGUUUCAGCCAUAAUUUCAGCGUUCGACUUUAUGCAUUAAUCGCCCUUAAAAAAAUCUGGGGUAUGUGCAGAAUGCUGCAUGUGGAAGAAUUUGAAGCUCUGACACCAGUUAUUGAAUCUAGCCUCCAACAAGUGGAAAACAUGCAUGGCACAGGGAAUGCCAAAAGAAACUGGCAGCGAAUCCAAGAUCACUUCUUCUUUGCAACAUUUCAUCCAGUUGAGGAUUAUAGUCUAGAGACGAUAUUUUACACCCUUCCCCGCCUUUCGGACCUGGCUGAAGAUGAAUGGAUCUCCCUCUCUAAAUUUGACAGAUUCACUGACAUUCCUCUGCCAGCAGCAUUUCAGUGGUGCCAUUCCCGAGCAGAACUUCGUGAGCUGAAACCAAGUGACUGGUCUCAGCAAGACAUGGGUUCACAUUCAGCUGAAGCAGACAGCCAGACAGAGUGGACUGAUGUGCAGAAAAAGAUUAUACCCUGGAAGAACAGCACUCCUAGUUUAGACUUGGAAAUGGCAUUUCAGGAUCGUGCUGCUAAACUUGGCAAAUCAAACAGCAGAUUGAUUGUGGUGGCUUCACUUAUUGAUAAACCUACCAAUUUAGGAGGUUUAUGUCGUACAAGUGAAAUAUUUGGGGCAUCUGCACUAGUUGUUGGCAGUCUUCAUUAUAUACAGGAUAAGCAGUUUCAGCAUCUGAGUGUUUCUGCAGAGCAGUGGCUCCCCCUUGUCGAGGUGAAACCAUCUCAGCUUGUUGAUUAUUUACAGCAGAAAAAAACAGAAGGCUACACUAUUAUUGGUGUGGAGCAGACAGCGAAAAGUUUUGAUCUUACAGAAUAUUGUUUCCCAGAGAAAUCACUAUUAUUGCUGGGAAAUGAACAUGAAGGAAUCCCAGCCAACCUGAUUCACCAUCUGGAUGUCUGUGUGGAAAUUCCUCAGCAGGGCAUUAUCCGGUCACUCAAUGUCCAUGUGAGUGGAGCUCUGCUGAUCUGGGAGUACACAAGACAACAAGUGAUCAAGCAAAAACAGCAGCAGUAACUGCCCAGAGACUUGUGCCUUACUGUGCAGCUAGAUGGCUUCCUACGGUGCUAUGAUGUGAAAUUCGGAAUAGAGGAGAUACAAACUCAGGGUGAACGAGAAUUCUUAACUUUGCAUGUUCCGUUCUCUGUAGUGUUCAGAGUGACUUUUAAAUGCCUUAAUACUUUACCUCCUUAAAUUGUUGCAUUGGAAAUAAAUACUAUUUAUAUUGCA